Messenger RNA from Ramularia collo-cygni, 3240 nucleotides. RefSeq lists its product as uncharacterized. NCBI's taxonomy places the organism in Eukaryota, Fungi, Ascomycota, Dothideomycetes, Mycosphaerellales, Mycosphaerellaceae. Gene Ontology annotation, biological process: DNA repair. The transcript has a single exon. Bases 1 to 3240 code for a protein of 1079 amino acids. The record is from RefSeq and is a predicted model, not a curated record.
AUGGCUUCAUCGGAGCCAGCUUUUCACCCGGACGAUUAUGUUCGUGAUCGCCCAGAAGCUCGUAACAGCAGGCCAGACUAUCUUGCACUGGCCGUCGGGAACACGCAGCAAGUAGAAGAUGAAAUUGAGAUAGCUGCGGAACCCGUGAAAUCGGUUACGAAAGUCGCAUCAAAGAAGCGCAAAGCUGAGACGACUGCUAAGGAUAAGCCGAGAAAGAGUGCCAGAGGCGCAGCAAAAUCUUCUGCUCCUGUGAAAGUCCCUAACGCCACUACCAACAAACGCAAAUCGCCAGCCAAGGGUGCCAAGGUCAUAACCAAGAGGCUCAGCAGGGCGAAGCUGGCGCCGAAUGGCCUCGACAGCGACGACGAUCUGAGCACAGAGCUCGACACCGAUGCCGAUGAAUUGAGGGAGCUGGAGGAUUAUCACAUCAAGGAGCGCCAAUCCAUAUCCCAGAUUAGCCAGAGAACGACUUCUAACAUGCCUGCCUCUAAACAACCAGCUCAGCAGACUUCUAAGCGCCUCUCAAUGCCAGAAACAGGCGUGGGUGAUCAAGAUGAGGCCUCGUCAAAGCUGAUGGUUACACUAAAGACCCCAGCGGUUUGGUUCACGAAGAAGGGAGAGCUGAAGGCUCAGUACUCCAAACGCCUAAGCGCGCCUGAGAAACUCGGAGCCCCCUUGGGCAGCCCAUUAUCCGCCCCGAGAAGCGCACGCACGACCCCCAAGAAAUCAAUGCCGGUUCCGAAGAGCAUAGUCGCGACCCCAAAGAGUGCAGUCCCAACCCCAGAGAAGUCGACGGCAGCUCUGAAAACACCACGAGCCCCAGCACCUCCAAAGUCGGUCCUUACUAAUGCACUACCGACUCCACCAGCAGAGAGGAACGAGGGCGACAUGAAUCAAGCGGCAAUUGACCUUCAAUCUCUGAUCGAUCCUGAUCUUUUGAAGCUAUCGCAAAAGCUUACAAACCGAGGACCCAUCAACUCAAAACCAGAUCCUCAGGGCUUACCCCAGGUGUGGGCCGACAGUCGCCAGGCAUUGUGUGAGACCGUGCCCUAUUUCAAGAUGCCGCAGAGUGGAUGUCAUCAGAAUGACGGCCACGUCUAUGCCUUCCUCUUCGAUGGUGCAAUUCGCUGCCGGGAGUACAUGGAUACGGACAUUAUCAUCUCUGGCGCUGGAGGUGGUAUGGAAGCUGACAGCACUGGACAGCUCGUCCAGAGGAAGCAUCACACUAUGCAGGAGGCUCAGGUCAAGGCUGUAAUGAACGAUAUUGAACACAAGAAUCCCCUUGUGGUGAUCUGUGGCAACAAGAGUGAGGGUGCACUUUGUAAAAUGCCGUAUCGCUACAGCGUGCUUGGUUGGUUCAAGCCAACGGCGGUUUGGGCUGAAAAGACGAUGGGCAAGAAGAACAAAGUCUGGACUACCAUCAGGUAUCGCUUCGAGCGACUGGACCAGUCCCAAGUUGCAUGGAACACACCAAAGGACAGCUCUAUCCCCACCACCCGCAGUGAAGAGCACGAGACAGUCUUGCCACUGCUCGAACAGGAGUGCCAGUAUUGCUCCGCCACACAUCCCAUGGUCUAUCUCACUGGCUGGAUGUGUCUGAGUCCAGAGUGCGAUCGCUUCUGGAAGCUGCCAAGUAGCGAAGACGCACCAUACGGCGAAUUGCCUUUUAAUCCAGCCUUCCUCCUCGCCCGCACGGAGUGGGAUGUUGAGACGGAGCCGUUCAGCAUCAAGCCACCAGUUCUUAGCGUUGGGACCAUGGUGGGCGACAAUCUGACCCAAAUCAACACUCGCGGAAUGUGCUGCCCGAAGUGCGGAAGAUGUAAUUCGCGACGUCUGUUCAAGGGUUGGAAAUGCGAGAAUCCAGCCUGUGCUUUUGAGAACUUUCCCAAGCACAUUCCGGUUCAGAUUCCACUGCUGCAUCAACCAUGGGAGAGUACAGGCGAAGGGCCUUCAUUGGCUCGUAACAAGCACGACCGCAGUCAAGGCGUUGAAAUGUCUGUGGAAUUCAAGCAUGGUUUCAAGGUAUACAGAUAUACUGUGCCAGGAGUGAAGGGAGCUUUGAUACAUCUGGUCUCGAACACGACCAUUAACAGACUGCCAGGUGGCGCAGAUGAGAUGUUCGACGCAAUGCAGCGCGAGGAUUUACAUCUUGAGAGACGCCGUUUUGGAGCCGAGAAGAUGUCCGGGGGWAAGACACAAGACUCGCAGCAAACACAGCCUCCGAGUCGUUCGGCACGAGUCGAUCUUGCAACGAGCAGCGGCAAGCGUUCAAAAGCUCCCACAUCACAGCCAGAGCCACAGCCAGAGCCAGAGCAAGAAGCCAGCAAGCAGGACGUCGUUGAAGAUGGUGACUUCAUGACCGCUUUCUCGAUGAACUACGGCAUGCCAUACAAGUUCGUCGCCAGUGGUGCGAGCCUACCCUUCCAAGGCUCUCCUUGGCCUGUUCGUGCUGCACGAGCAGAUCUCAACUGGGCAUCACAGACAUUUCUGGACCCGGAUGGCCACGAAGAUCUGAACGAGGAGUUGAUCUUUGCGUACAUGGAAGGCCAGAAGCUAGAGUAUCACGACGAUGGAGAGGAAGGACUCGGACCUCGGAUUGCCACACUAUCCCUCGGCGGCAAAGCGAAGAUGCACCUGCGCAUGAAGAUGAAGCACUACACGGGUUGCUCCAAGACUGGUUUGUUUGUCAAGGAACGCCCAGUGCCCGGUAGCAUCGGAGGAAAGGUUGAUGGUGUGGAACUGUCCAGCCAGGAGACAUACGAGAAGCGUUUGGCUGCAUGGGAUGAACUUCAGCAACUUGGCGACGACAGGAAAGCCUACAACAAGCGAGUGAAGGAGAUCCCGGUGGAAUUGGGGCUUUUUGAGAAGCGCAUGAAAAAGGCCGACGAUCUGGUUGUGGUCACUCUUAACCACGGCGACAUUGUCUUGAUGGAGGGGUAUGAGAUUCAGCAGUACCUGGAGCACAAGGUAGUUCCCGAGCAAUGCCUGCGAYUCGCACUCACUUGCCGCACAAUCCUGCCCGACCAUCUGGAGCCGGAGGAGCGUCCUUCGUACGGAGCGGAAUUGGACGAAGAAGGGAUGAGCGCACUCCGACGAAUGAUGAGUGCAAGGGCCGGCGAAAAUACGACGGUCGUGGACGACGAAGCGACAGUGGUGAACGGAGAAGCGACGGUCGUGGACGAAGAGGCGACAGUCGUGAACGCAGGUGGCGACCAGGCUCUGGRGCUGAAGGAGAAUUAG